This is a messenger RNA of Cryphonectria parasitica EP155, 1898 nucleotides long. RefSeq lists its product as uncharacterized. The transcript has 3 exons. Lineage: Eukaryota; Fungi; Ascomycota; Sordariomycetes; Diaporthales; Cryphonectriaceae. The record is from RefSeq and is a predicted model, not a curated record. Bases 322 to 1455 code for a protein of 377 amino acids.
CUCUCCAUCAACCCUCUCCUCUCCAUCCUUCGUUCUCGGCCGCGCAGUGAAUUUCAACGCCGGCGCAACCCUCCUCAUCGCAAGGUGACCAGCAGCUGCAUCUGCACAGUGUUCUUCAUUGAAAUCAUUGUCGUUUGACACGCUGCGCUGCGUCGCGUCGCCUUGCCUUCAUUUGUUAUUCCUUUUCUGCCUUUGUCAUUCUUGCCGAGUCUUUCUUGCGCCCUGUCAAGGUUGGGGGGGUAUCUACGCUUGUUCAUUUUCCCUGUUCUGUUUGGCCCCUCAUCAUCGCGUCCGACCGUGACACUACACUGUGCUGUCAUCAUGGGUCUGCCCCUCUACCGCGCGCCCGUCGAGUCCGACAUCAAGUCCAAGGUUCCCAAAGAUCCACCCACCCGCGCCCGCUCCACCAUACGUCGAAGCCGUCGCCUCUUUACUGGUGUCGAACACUCCCACACGCCUGCCGCACGCUUCCACGCCUACCACCAAUAUCGCAACCGCAACCAUCACCACCAGCGCCCUGCCCGCAGCGCCACGCCGGCUGCUGACCCGCCCUUUCCCUCAUGGUUGUACGACCUCAUGCCCGACGACCAAAACGCCGCGCAGCGGGCCGCCCUCCGCCGGGCUGCUGUUCUCGCCGAUGCUUCAACAUAUUUCCACCCUGAACGGGAUAGCACCAUUCCUUCUCUUCCCUCUGCUACGCAGGAUGUGCACCAUGUCAUGCACGACGCCGUCCGCCGUGGAGUGAGCCAGGAGACGGCCAGGCUUUAUGGCGAGCACAUGGCCAUGUUGCACGCGGCUACAAGUGGCCGUUCCUCCCAGGCCUCAGAUGAGGUCACGCCAGGCGAGCGAGGGAUUGCUCUUCUGCAGCCAGAUCCGUAUAAUACCUACUGGCCUACCCCUAGCACCGCGCUCGUACAACAGCAACAGCAGCAGCAGCCAGCAGUGGAUGGGCUGGGUGACCGUGACAGGAGCCUCAGCCCAGAAGACGACGGGGUCUGGGAUACGUUGCUCAGCUCCAUCACCCCUGAUCCUCAGACGCCCAGCGUCGGAACGUCCUUUGCAUCCACUAGUGCACCCAUGUCGUCGUCUGCGGCGACAACGGCGCAGGAGUCCUCCGGCCUCAGCGAGCCGUAUCUCGAGCAUGCGCCGCUGACCUUGACCACGGUGACGGUCUUUGACCCAGAUCAUGCUUGCGAGUCCGGUGGUGACAACACGGACACAGAAGGUGAUGAAGAAGAUGAGUCGCGCGAGAACACGCUGCGGCGCUAUGAGCGGUCGUACGCAGAUGUCGUUGCCCAUACGCAAUUGCAGCACGACGAGGACGACCUCGAGAUCCCGGGUGAUGUGGAAUCAAUGCAGCGCAUUGUGCGCACCCUUGCACGGCGUGAGGACAUCCCGGACGAGUGGUGGGCUGAAGCUGGCCUCAGCCGCUCGCUGUCACGGGAAGCUGCUUAGAACAGCUAAAAGGGAGUUGCCCCAGCCGGACAGGAAUCCUCAAGGCAGGAGGCAAACCCUUUCAGUGCGCGCAACAUGGGUCACCAUGUAGUUUUGGCACACAAGGAUCAACGUUGUCUAUGAAAUCACGGCUUACGAGCUAUUUGGACAACCGGAGGAUGUGGAGAGCCAGGCCCCGCCCAGCUUUGUGGUGAGGAUGCUAUAAUCAUGGAAGCUGCGAGUGUUGAGCGGUGGUAAAGAAAGGAUAUCUUGGGUUAUAUAAUUUCAAAACAAGGUGGGUAAAGUGGGCACAAAAAAUUGAGAGAAAAAGACCAAAAAAACUGAGGUCGGCAAUCUCUUUGGAAGUAUCUGACAGGCAGAGUCUAGCCGUCUCCAGGAGUAUGUAUUUCAAAGUAUGUACCAAACUAUGUUGUCAAAUCUCUUGCCAACAUGUGCUCUGAAAU